Messenger RNA from Penicillium olsonii, 1911 nucleotides. The record is from the annotation of a GenBank genome assembly. NCBI's taxonomy places the organism in Eukaryota, Fungi, Ascomycota, Eurotiomycetes, Eurotiales, Aspergillaceae.
AUGCCUCUGCCGAUUCGCUCCUCGAUAUGCUUUUUGUGUCAGACUAAGGCCAGCCUGAUGGCGCCGUCUAUCCUGCCAGUGUCGGGACAGACCACGCGCGGCAUGGCCACGGCCCGAUUGCGUCGCAAGGCCUCUCGCAUGGCCCUUUCACCCGAUGUAUCCAAGCAGUCAUUGCCACCAUCCACCAAACCCCGAAGGGAACGCGCUGGCCCCUUCGCUUCGAUGAACCAAACGCAGGCACGAUUUAGAGAGAAUGAACGACCGCGCUCGCAAGCAGCCCUCAAGCGCUCGGGCGAGGACGGCAAGGCGGAAAAGAAGAAAGAGAGCCCCCUAUACAAGGCCUUGAAGAUGCAGGAAACCCUAACGCCUAUACCCUACGGCCGACGUUCCUCUAUUAAAACUCGGCUCGCCAACAUCACGAGCUUCGAUCACUUCCCCUUGCUCCCCGCUGUGCGACAGUCAAUCUUCCUACAGGCUCUUCCGGGUUUAAGCGACGUCACCCCAACACCCAUUCAAAGACUUGCCAUCCCCGAGCUCUUGCAGGAGGAAUCCAAGAAGAAGAAGAAAGUGAAGAAGGCAGGCGAAGAGGAUUCGGAAUACAAUUUUGAUCAAUACCUUUUGGCAGCAGAGACCGGCUCUGGCAAGACAUUGGCAUAUUUGCUUCCAGUCGUUGAUGCUGUCAAGCGUGCGGAAGCAAUCGAAGCCGAAGAGAACAAAAUCAUCGAGGAACACAAGGCACAUGAGCGGGAAGAAAGAGCAAAGAAGGCGUUCAGCCUGGAGCCGGAGGAACCGCCGAUGACCAACGCUGCUCGCCCUCGUGCCAUCAUUCUUGUUCCAACUUCGGAAUUGGUAUCCCAAGUAGGCGCGAAGCUGAAAGAACUGGCUCACACAGUCAAGUACCGUUCCGGCGAAAUCGCUUCAACUUUCACCCCUCGUCGGAUCCAGAACACUCUCUUCAACCCAGCCGGUAUCGACAUUCUCGUCUCAACACCUCAUCUUCUCGGCUCUGUCGCCAAGACCAACCCCAACAUCCUCAGCCGAGUCACUCACCUCGUCCUCGACGAAGCCGAUUCCCUGAUGGACAGAUCUUUCAUCCCCACGACCACCGAAAUCAUCGCCAAGGUCAACCCGUCCUUGAAGAAGCUGAUCCUCUGCUCCGCUACUAUCCCCCGCAGUCUUGAUAACCAGCUUCGUAAGCGCUUCCCCGACAUUCAGCGAUUGACGACACCAAACUUGCACGCCAUCCCUCGUCGUGUCCAGCUUGGUGUUGUGGAUAUUGAGAAGGAGCCGUACCGUGGAAACCGAGACCUGGCCUGCGCCGAUGUUAUCUGGUCUAUCGGUAAGGCCGGUGACAGAUAUGAAGCCAGUGAGACUUGGGGACCCCUCAAUGCCUACAUGGAACAAAAGACCAAGAAGAUUAUUGUUUUCGUGAACGAGCGCGAGGAAGCAGAGGAGGUAACCAAGUUCCUUCAGUCCAAGGGCAUUGACGCGCUUUCACUGUCGCGUGACACCGAUUCCCGAAAGCAGCAGGAAACCCUGAACCAGUUCACAGAGGUCAAGCUUCCUCCCACGGCAGAGGAGAUCAUGCUCAACAAGAAGAAGAAACGUGCUGGUGGCAGCAUCCCAUUCGAAGCGCCUGAUCGUGCCCCGGAGGCACCUUCUCGCCGUCUCGCAGACACCAAGGUUCUUGUCACCACAGAUAUCGCCUCGCGCGGUAUCGACACACUCGCCGUGAAAACGGUGAUUCUGUACCAGGUUCCCCACACCACCAUCGACUUCAUCCAUCGUCUUGGUCGUCUUGGCCGCAUGGGCAAGCGUGGCCGUGGUGUUGUCCUGGUGGGCAAGAAAGAUCGCAAGGAUAUCGUUCGCGAGGUUCGCGAAGGAAUGUUCCGUGGCCAGGCUCUGAUCUAA